This is a messenger RNA of Durusdinium trenchii, 1015 nucleotides long. Lineage: Eukaryota; Dinophyceae; Suessiales; Symbiodiniaceae. The record is from the annotation of a GenBank genome assembly.
AGGAAAACAUGGAGAAGCCUCUACCUUGCUUCAAGGGCUACAGCCCUCGAAGUUUGCUGUCCUUGCUUGAUCUCCGCUUCGACACUGGCUAUCCUGUCGGGGACCUCACCACACGAGUGGAGGAUCCGUACUUUGAUGUGAAGGCUCAUGCAGUGGACGCAACUUGUGCAUUUGCGUUUGGCAUCCAAUACUUGAUGCGGCAGGGUCACACAGUGCAGCAGAUUCAGAGGAGGGAUCCCGACGUAUACCGAAAAUUUUCCGAGUACCUCCGAACGGAGUUGGACUUCCAAGGGGCUUCUGGGCAAGUGAAGUUUGAAGGAAAUGACAGGAAGAACUUGCAAGUGGUUCAGCAAGUGAUCGAUGGUGUCAGCGUGGAGGUGGGCAUGAUCAAUGAGAAUGGCACCACUAUCACAUGGUUUGCAAACGGAACUACUGGACGUUUCUGGCAGGAAGAGCCUGCCGAAACCUUUGAGCUGAUGUGGAUCCUCCAUCCCAUAGCGUUGACAUUGGCAAUUUGCUGCCCAUGUCUUUUGGGAUGCUGGAUCGGCUACCGCAUUCGAGCAGCCAUGAACUCGCAGAGCAAUGCUGCCCAACAGUAAUGGAGGACAGAUCACAAUCCUUGAAGGGGAAUUAUCACAUUUUUGGUCUUCCAGCCGCCCAUCGCUUUGGAUUCUCAAAGACAGAGCAGAGCUGGGUCACAAGUGCCACGUGAGACUGCCAAGGGAACACUCAACACGCCGAUUCCUUUGGUUAAUGUCCAGUUUUCGAUCCAUGCCACUGAAAGUUGGCUACAAAUGCUGCUUUGCCAUGGCUGGGUUGGCGUCAGUCGUUAUUCCAAAGUCAACGUCACGACUUGUGACCUGAUCAACCCAGUAACCUACUAGCAAGACAGCAAGAAUGCUCGAUAUCACAAUCGAGUGAGCGUUUGUUUCAUUGUGUACUGUUCAAUAUUGCGAAGCAAUUUGAGCAUUGUUAGAUGGUCAUUUCAUGUCAUGUUUGCCUCCCUCGAAGUCGC